CAUUUGCUACGCUGUAUGAUCCGUAGGAUCCCCGUCUACUCAGCCUACACCUUCUCAGGGGAAAAACAGACGGUUCAGAAUGAAGAGUGGAAAAAUGAACCACAGCUGGAAAACAUGAGCAACGGUCCAGAAAUGAGGGAGAUCACCAAUGAUGAGAUGGACGAGUUUCUUAACCAGGCUGUGAACAGAGACUAUAUAGAGAGUAGAAUUCCUUAUACUAGAGGUCAUGUGUUUCCAAAGCAAUAUGCUGUUUAUCAGAAUCAGGCAGACUCCACCUUCACAUUUACCAAUAUAGCACCACAAACAAAUAACAGUAAUGGAGAAUGGGAAGCAGAAGUAGAGACACCGAUGAGGGCAGAGAUACAGAGAGAGUGCAGACAAAACUAUAGAAUCAAGGCUUUUAUAGUGACUGGAGUAGUUCCAGGGAAUAAUUGGAUAUCCAUAAGGAGAAAUGAUAAUAAUAAUAAAGAUAAGACAAUUGUUCAAGGUGUUAACAUUCCCAGUUUUUACUGGACUGCGUUCUGUUGUUACAUCAAUCCGACCACUACAAUUUCGAGAGCCUACCUUGCUCGGCAAAACGAACCGAACCCCAAAUCUUAUGAAAUAACUCGUUUGAGUGUUGAUAUGCUGAACAGUCGCCUCAGCAGUCUGUAUAAUCAGGAUUUCAAAGUAUUUGGUGAUUUGUGUUUGACUUGAGUACAGUCCGAGUUUCUCAGUCCUGAAACUCCAGCUGCUUUCAGGAUUCUAAUAAUAAUCAUCAUGAUACUAACAAUAAUAAAAAUAGCUGGUUCUUCUAAAGAUAAAAUUCUCUUGACAAUCAUCUCCCCCAUGAUCUAAAUGGUCCAGCAGGUGGCGACAUUUCACUACAGUGUACAGUGUACAGCUAUAAACUCUUGUGUAAUCAUGUUUUAUUUACAUUUAUUUCUCUACUAAUAAAAUUUCAGACCUUUCCCAGGAA
This is a messenger RNA of Tachysurus vachellii, 958 nucleotides long. Its product is annotated as endonuclease domain-containing 1 protein-like. The coding region runs from base 16 to 696 and encodes 226 amino acids. Lineage: Eukaryota; Metazoa; Chordata; Actinopteri; Siluriformes; Bagridae. The record is from RefSeq and is a predicted model, not a curated record. The transcript is spliced from 2 exons. Gene Ontology annotation, molecular function: hydrolase activity; nucleic acid binding; metal ion binding.